Molecule: messenger RNA, 3692 nt
Organism: Meleagris gallopavo (turkey)
Lineage: Eukaryota; Metazoa; Chordata; Aves; Galliformes; Phasianidae
Source: RefSeq, a predicted model, not a curated record
UGUGAAAUGCAGCGGCGCGGGGCCGUGCACGUUGCUCUUCGCUAAAUACAGGACGCAGCGCGCUCUUCUCACUGCGCGUGCCGCGGGAAGACGUCACCGCCGCUGCGGAGCGCCUUAAUCUCCUUUUUAUUUCAGUGGUCACGGCCCGUUGCCAGGACGACGGCCUCGCUGCCGGGAGGAGGGCUUCGGGCGGGCGGGCGCUGAAGGGAUGGAUGGGGGCGGCUGCGUCUCGGCUCGGAGGGAAUGUGCUCCUGUUUACCUGGAAUUUCCUCUCGCGGCGUGCCCGCGGUCGCCCGAAGAUCUCCGGUUUCUGUUAGGAGAGGCGGGGAGAGUCUGGAAAAACUAACCUGUCUCUCGCGAAGCAAAACAAACGCUCGCCGUCUUAUUUUCUUAAAAAGUCACCGGCAAUCCCCUAAUUGAGGGGACUGACUCAUGGCUUCUAAGCCCAGACCUGCUGGUGCGGUUGUGCGUUAGGCGCUGCCGUUCUGCUGACUGUCGUAUGGGGCACGGGAAGGGCCUCCGCGCCCGCCCGGCAGUUCUGCGGCUGAGGUCGGCGUAGUGCCCGAGGAUUGUGUUUCUGAGGUGUCUGUGAGGACUGCAGCCCGCGUACCCCUUCCUGCUGGCAGCCCUGCCCCGGCAGAGGUCGGAGCUGGGUGGUCUUAAGGUCCCUCCCAACCCAAGCGCGCUAUGAUUCUAUUAUUUCACAGGGUGGCUUCUUGUUUCCUGAAGAUACGUUUAAGUUCUCGGUUCUUCCCCUGGUUUUCUGUUUCUGUGGAUUGCUGUGCUUGCUGAAGCAGACGUUGCUCAUCUGAGCUCUUACGGAGGUGUAACUUCCAAGUGUAGCUCUGGCCUGCCAAGCUUCAGUGAUGUGCUCAAAAGCAGAUGGGCGGUGGAUGCAUUGAGGAUGGAGAACUGUCACCUGCUGCAGGGGUGCUGUUUGCUCAGUCUUCUUCCAUUUGCCCUUUGGUGUGGGCCAGAAGAGUGACAGAAAAAGCAUUGCUGAGCUUUGCGCCAGUCUUGCAGCAAGGCUGAAGGUUUGGAAACAAAACAGCAGAAGUUUAACAUGCAAGAUGAGCAGGGUUGAGUUUUGCAAGCACUAAGACCAACAGAGAAGUCACACUUCAGACUGUCAUCCAAUAGGCGCUGUCUGUGCACUGGGCAGCGUGCACCAUUUACAGCUGUUUGGAACAGAGAUAUCUGCUUGUGUCAACAAGUGGUGUGGGAUUAAUGGAACUGUAACAUUUGGGUCACUGAGUCAGUCUCUCUGCUGCUUCCCAGGAAGAACUGACCUAACCUAGGCCUUUUGUUCUUUAAAAAGUAUUGUAAUAGAAGAACAAGGAUUAAGCCCUGCUUAAGAAGAAAGGUAUUUCACUGGAUACAGCUGCUCAUCUCUUUGCUUGCCCUGGGACUGUCAGUCUCACUGCCUCACAUGUGUUUUCUGGCUGCUGCCAUUCACAUCUGCUGUGCUUUGUGAGCUUAAACAGCACUGCAUGAAGGGUGCCAUGCAAAUUCUGACUACAACCAGUGACAGUGUGCUGCAAGGCCAGGGCAGAAGAAAAUUCAGAUACAACAUGGAUCAAGGAGCUCCAGAAUCCCACCAUGAUUUCCAGAGAUGUACCUAAGCAGCUGGAAACAUCAGACAGACACUGAUCUGGCCUCUGGCUGAGCUGAUACACGCUCUUGGGACAUGGUGACCGCAGUUUACUACAGAGCUCUAAGAAGCUCAGCCCACUGCAGUGGAUUUAACUCAUCUUCCCCUAUGGUUUGUAGUUUGUCUUCACAGCCUUUUUCCCCCCUUUAUCUUUUCAGGAUCAGUUUCCUCACCAGGUUCCUGGGCUAGAAUCAUUCUAGAAGGGCCACAGAUAUCAGCAAUGUAUUCCUGUGAACAUGCCAGUGAAACACGCGUUAUUUAGUAUUGAUUUGGCGGUCUGAAAGUGCUCGGCACUGUACUGAACAAAGCAGACAACGGAGUUAAUGACAACUCCUAACAAGAUGUGCUGAACGGUGAAGACAUCUAAACCAGCUUGCUAUGGAAACUGAAAUAACGGGCUUGUGAAGCUGCUUCUGAAACGUACUAAGCAAACAUUUACAAGGUUCCUUCAAGCUUCAUCCUCCAAGUUGCAAAACACUCCUAUGUUAGGUUUGAUAUAAUCCGAAGGAUAUUGACUCGUUUUUUUGAAACUGAAGUUAUCAUGGUGAUGGGGAUUACAGACAUAGAUGACAAGAUCAUAAAAAGAGCCAGUGAGAUGAAUAUAUCGCCAGUAGCUCUUGCUCGUAUGUAUGAAGAAGACUUUAAACAAGAUAUGGCAUCAUUAAAGGUCCUUCCUCCGACAGUAUAUAUGAGAGUGACUGAAAACAUUCCUCAGAUAAUUUCCUUCAUAAAGACAAUAAUUGCUAAUGGACAGGCUUAUGCAACUUCCCAAGGCAAUGUUUAUUUUGAUGUCCAGUCUUGGGGAGAAAGGUAUGGAGUAUUAACUGCUGUUUCUGCUGAUACACAAAGUGAAGCAGUUGAUACCGAUAAGCGGCAUGGUAGAGAUUUUGCCCUGUGGAAAGCUGCCAAACCUCAAGAGUUAUCGUGGGGUUCUCCCUGGGGAAAGGGAAGACCUGGGUGGCACAUUGAAUGCUCCACGAUAUCAAGUGCAGUGUUUGGAAAGCAGCUGGAUAUCCAUACCGGUGGAAUAGAUCUUGCGUUUCCUCAUCAUGAAAAUGAAAUUGCACAGUGCGAGGUGUAUCAUCAGUGUGAGCAGUGGGGGAAUUAUUUUUUGCAUUCUGGGCAUUUGCAUGUUAAAGGAAGUCAAGAAAAAAUGUCUAAGUCAUUAAAAAACUACAUAACGAUCAAGGAUUUUCUGAAGAAAUUCUCCUCGGAUCAGUUCAGGAUGUUCUGUUUGCGCAGCAGGUACAGCUCAGCUGUAGAAUUUAGCGAUGAGACCAUGAAUGAUGCCAAGAACAUUCUCCAGGCAAUCUCCUCAUUUAUUAGAGAUGCAAAUGCUUAUAUAAAAGGACAGCUGGUGUGUGACCCUGUUAGAGAAGACGUACUGUGGGAAAGGCUGGCCAGCACAAAGGUAAACGUGAAGGCUGCGUUUGCAGAUGACUUUGACACCUCCAGGGCUGUUGCAGCAAUUAUGGACCUCAUUCACCAUGGCAACAGACAGCUUAAGGCUGUUACUAAGGAUGUUGGAUCUCCCAGGAGCUCGGUUGUAUACGGGAGCAUUACUUCCUAUGUAGAAAGCUUCUUUAAUGCCCUCGGGAUGUCCUUUGAAGAAAGGCAGGUGGCAGUAGGAGGAGGAAAUACAGCUCUGCUCUCAAAUGUGAUGGAUGAGCUCGUGAGCUUCCGCACAAAGGUUCGGAACUACGCUCUUGUGCUGCCGGAAGCCACAGAGACUGUGCAAAUGGAGGAAGGUGAUGUGGGAGCAAAAGGACCAAAAGAAGAACAGAAAGAGAAGAGACAGCAGUUGAUGCAGGAGAGAAAACCCCUCCUGGAGGCCUGUGACAGCCUGCGUGGGGACCUGGCUGCCUUUGGAAUCCACAUCAAGGACAGAAGCACAGCUUCGACGUGGGAAAUGGCAGAAGGCGGGCGAGCAGAGCAGCAGGCUGAGGAGAAGAGCUGAGCCUUCAGCGCUGGACUUCUGGUUUAACUGCUGCGUUGUAAAUACUGCCACUAUCCUAAUAAAGUAUAAGGUGUAAUCUUUUCA